This is a messenger RNA of Phragmites australis (common reed), 1378 nucleotides long. RefSeq lists its product as uncharacterized. Gene Ontology annotation, molecular function: protein binding. The record is from RefSeq and is a predicted model, not a curated record. Lineage: Eukaryota; Viridiplantae; Streptophyta; Magnoliopsida; Poales; Poaceae. The transcript is spliced from 2 exons. Bases 130 to 1014 code for a protein of 294 amino acids.
GCGCACAUCACUUCGUCUCCCUCCACUCCCACAGUCCCACUCCGAUCGAUAAAUGCCAUCACGUCGCCGGCCAGGCGGCCAUCGCCACAAGUCAUAGACGAAUAGAGCUGCACCACAACGACACCUGCCAUGGCGAGAGCAAGGGGAUUGUGGUGUCUCGUGUCACCGAUCCGCGGCAAGCGCUCCGACGUCGACACCCGCCGCAGCAGCGCAGCGUGCAUAUGCUGCAUCGGUCCUCACCACAAGCCAUCCGGUCCCAACGCUGACCUGAGCGUGAGGCUACCUCUCACCAGCUGCUGCGGCAGCGGAGACGUCGGCGGCCGCAGCAGCGCGCGCACGCCGCGCACCCCGAGGACGCCAUGCACGCCCAGGGCAAGGCGCCUCUGCGGCGUCCGCUCUCGCACGCCGCGCCGGAGGCAGGUCUGCAACUUCCCUGCCCCACCAGCGUCUGCGGCUGCAGCUGCUUCGGCGGGAGCGGCCGCCGCUGCCGCUACAAGGACGCCGCGAACCCCUACCACGCCUCUCGUGCGGCCGCAGCGCGCGUGCUGCGUCCGCGUCCCCGCGCAGGGCGACGCGAAGCUGGGCAGGCAGCGCCGUUGGUUCCGCUCCGCGCGCCAGGCGGUGGCGCAGACAACACCGCGCUUUACGGGCGCCCGCGGCGACAACAACGGCGUCAAGGUUUACGAUGCGCGCCUUGCGGAGGUGGAGGAGGCGGCAGCGACGGAGGAUACGUGCUCCAACGACGAGUACGCGCUGCUCUGCAGGGAGGGCUUCUCCCGGGAGGACGUGGCCGCGGUCACCAUCCAGGCGUACUUCAGAGGCCACCUGGCGCGGCGGGCGUUCAAGGCGCUGAGGAGCCUGGUGAGGCUUCAGGCGGUGGCACGGGGCGCGUACGUGCGGCGGCAGGCGGAGGUGGCGAUCCACUGCAUGCAGGCGAUGGUGCGGCUGCAAGUGCGCGUGCGCGCCAGGCAGAUGCUGACCAAGCCCAAGGAGGGGCAGCUCUUGCAGAGCUGAUCGAACUCAUUUGCAAAACACUUCACCUUGGACGAGCCGUGCGCAAAUAUGGUACAAAAUGUUUGGCAUGUGUGUUGUGUAAGACAUUUGCCAUGUCUUUUGUUGUUGAACUUUGCCUGGGUUUGUUUCCCUGUAUUUUGUCUUGGUCCCCCCCCCCCCACACACACACACACCUUCUUUUCUAAUUUUGUUUUUUUUUUUCUAUUACGAGAAUAUGUAACUAUUGCAUCUUGUAACGACCCCUGAGUGAUUGUGGCUGUGCACUAUUCGUUCCCACGUUCUAAAUCACAUGGAGAUCUGUAUAUCAAAAGGGAAACUGAAGAUUGUUCCACACAAAUACUAAUUCAGAAGAAUUUCACACGAC